AUGCGCGGUGGCUUGGUGAGCGUCAGCCGGUCUCGAGCUCCGCCUUUACACCAACGAGUCUCAAUCAAAGAUUGUAGCGUCACGACUCAUGUCAAUAUUUAUGCUUUGCCACCAGAAGAACGCACAUUGAGCUUGAUCGAACAAUACUUUCGAAAGACGGGCCAGCUGCUGCCCUUCAUUCACGAAAUGUCGUUUUGUGAGACAUAUCUUUGUAUGCGGCGAGAGGGGUUCAGCAAAAUCAGCCGAACAUGGCUUGGGCUGUUGAACAUAAUUCUCGCAAUUUCUACAAGCUUAUCGACGAAUGAUGAAAUAUCGCCGGAGGAACGCAUUCAAGAAUCCGAUAUAUACUAUCAGAGAGCUAAUGGCCUCUGUGACAGAGACUCCAGGCGUAAUGCAAGUCUUGAGAUGGUGCAAUAUCUUUUGAUACUGGGACAAUACCUCCAAGGAACCCAAAAGUCAACACAGGCGUGGACCACCCAUGGCCUGGCUAUCUCUGCCGCUUAUCAGCUAGGUCUACAUUCCCCAAGUGCCAAUAUGAAAUAUUCGUCUCUGGAACAUGAAAUUCGCAAGCGGACUUGGUAUGGUUGUGUUCUACUAGACCGGUACGUUUCCCUAGUUCUCAGUAUGGUCAUGCUUGGUGUAUUUAUGUCGGGUUAG
Molecule: messenger RNA, 657 nt
Organism: Penicillium riverlandense
Lineage: Eukaryota; Fungi; Ascomycota; Eurotiomycetes; Eurotiales; Aspergillaceae
Product: fungal specific transcription factor domain-containing protein
Exons: 2
Coding region: 1-657 (218 amino acids)
Biological process (GO): DNA-templated transcription; positive regulation of transcription from RNA polymerase II promoter by galactose
Cellular component (GO): nucleus
Molecular function (GO): DNA-binding transcription factor activity, RNA polymerase II-specific; zinc ion binding; RNA polymerase II cis-regulatory region sequence-specific DNA binding
Source: RefSeq, a predicted model, not a curated record